AUCAAAAGAUAAAUGGGAGCAUGCACAAGAGGUUAAGAACUUGAUUAGUGAAAAGGGAAUGAAAAAACCUUCAGGGUAUAGUUUGAUUCAGUGAGCAAUCGAGGAACACUNUAAAGAAGAACCACUUUGAUUAAGCAGUGUAUCCUCUCAAUCAGUAUAAUGAUGAUGUCGUGAACACUUUUGUAUUGAUCAACACUGUUGAAGGAGUAAUUGCUGAAUAAGCUUUGAAUUCCCAACUUUAUUUUCUGAGACAUGCAUGUAAGAUAUCAAUAUCAUCAUGUAGGUGUAUGACCAUUUAGUCAUGAAGCCAUUAAGCAAAGCUCCUAAUCCAUCUUAGAACAGGAACGAGUUUCGUGUGGCUGUUGUGCAGUUAUAUUGGCCUCAAGGUGCAAAAGUUUAGUUCCCUACACCUCUGAAUUUGUAUGCUCGGGAUGAGGAUGAGGAUGGGAGAGUAUAGGAUAUAUGUCACAAAAUGGGGUCUGUUAGGGAUUUAAUUGUAUAUAGGAGGAGAAGAAACGCUACUUAGCCUAACUGCCAAGGCAGUUAGGAAAUGGGGGGUUGGUUUCUGUUAGUUCGGUUAACAGUCUGUAUAAAAGGGGAAAAUGGGUUGUAUAUACUUUAGUUUUGGAGUCUUAUUGAUUGUGCNNGAACUCUUGGAGUUCUGUGGGGAGAGGNUAAGCUCUCUGAGUACCUUGUAUUCACCAUUUCUUGAUUCUUUUGCAAUAAAAGGAGGCUGUACAAUUCAGAGGAAUUGUUCUGUAUUGUGUUUCGAGUGUUUUUCAUAGGUUCUUGAUUAAAAGAACCUAUCAUUUGGUUCGACCUGCCGGAUCAAGAAGGAGAGGAACCAGUGAUGGGCAGCGAGACGGAGGGGAGAUUAAAUAACUUGGAGAUCACGGUGGAGGGCAUCAAGGAGGAGACCGCCGCGAUCAGACGUGAUUUAUAGCAAAUGAUGAGGCUGAUGAGUGGAGGUCCGAACCAUCACGGGGGUGGUUCUGAGGGAAGCAACAGUUCAGUGAAUGAAAACCGCAGAAAGGGCGAUACUGGGGGAAUACGACACAAGUGGAGGAAGAGGGUGGAAUUGCCAUCGUUUGAAGCGGAGACCCACAUAUCUGGAUUAAUCGAGUCGAACGAUUCUUCGACAUCCAGACGGUGGCUGAGGAGGAUAAAGUCGAACUCGCUUACAUUAGCAUGGAAGGGAGCGCGAGUUAUUGGUUCAAGUAUUGGCGGGAGAAAACCAAGAAUCGAACUUGGACGGGUUUGAAGGCUGGGUUGAUUAAUCGCUUUGGUGGUGGGUUCAGGGGAACGGUCUACGAACAAAUGGCCACUCUGAGGCAAGAUGGAACGCUAGAAGAGUUUGUGAGGAGUUUCGAGAUAUUACUGGGUCAGACCCAGGGCUUGUCGGAGGAGUUGAUUCUGGGUUUCUUCCUAGUGGGGUUGCAGGAAGACAUUAAGGGGCAAGUCAGAAUUCAGGAUCCCCUAGACUUGAUGUGAGCGAUUAGGGUUGCGAGAGACGGGGUCAAGGUGAAUCACGCGGGUAACCGAACCUUUGCGUCGAUCGUGAGGAGCGAUGGAGAUCGCAAUUUUGCGACAAGGACCGGUGGGACAGAGGGAGUGGUUCCGGCCAGGAGAGAAGGUUCGACGAUGGCGAAUAGCACCAACGCGAGGGGUAAUAACCUAGCCGGAGGAGAAAACAAGAGUCGGAUGGUCAGAAACUUACCUUACCCGGAGUUUUUGAAGAGGCGGGAAGAAGGGAGAUGAUUCCGAUGCGGCGGACCUUUUGCGCCGGGUCAUCAAUGUGUGGAGAAGAGUUUACGGGUCCUGUUACUAGCGGAGGACGAGGAGGAGGAGUUAGAGGAAAACUCUAAUCCGGAAGCGAGACCCCUGGAGCUGUCGGCAUGCUCGGCGGAGGGCCUGAUGCCUCCGAAGACCAUGAAGUUGACUGAGUUGAUAGGAGGAACGAAGGUGGUAGUUCUGAUUGACAGUGGGGCCAGCCACAAUUUCAUUAGCCGGGGUGUGGUGGAGGAAUUCGGACUACCGGUGGCAGAAACACCCACUUACGCUGUAAGCUUGGGCGACGGUCAGAAGAAGUGGACAGGUGGACGUUGCAAGAAGGUGAGAUUGUAGCUGGGAGACGUGGAGGAAGACAUGCAUGUGUUUGAACUAGGGGGAGUCGAUCUAAUAUUGGGCAUUGCUUGGUUGGCGAAAUUGGGGGAAAUGGUUAUUAAUUGGUGAAAUAUGUCCAUGCAAUAUAUUGUGGCGGGAGAGAAGAUGAUGAUCAAAGGUGAUCCAGCUCUGGCAAGACAGUUGGGUUGUCGGUGUGGGUCGGCAUCACAGAAAAACAUAGUUGCUGAGAGAAUGUCCGUGAAUUGUCCAUAUCUAAGAAUGACCGUACUUCAAUGCCUGCCAUUGCCAAUUCCAAAUUCCUUACUUUGCCCACCAUCUUGACUCUUGGCCGUGUCGCCUCAAUACCUCUUUUUGUCGCCACCUUCUUCAUGGAUGGUUGGCGAGGAACAGUUGUUACUACAAGUAUCUUCACCGCUGCAGCAGUUACAGAUUGGCUUGAUGGUUAUAUUGCUCGUAAGAUGAAAAUGAAAUCUACAUUUGGUGCCUUUUUAGAUCCAGUAGCUGAUAAGCUCAUGGUUUCUGCCACAUUGGUCUUAUUAUGUACUAGACCUUUGGAAGUUGCUGUGUUUGGACAAUUACCAUGGUUAUUGAUCAUACCUUCAAUCACCAUAAUUGGUAGAGAGAUAACCAUGUCGGCACUGAGGGAAUGGGCUGCUUCCCAGGGUAGCAAGCUUCUAGAGGUUGUUGCAGUUAAUAAUCUGGGGAAAUGGAAAACAGCCACACAGAUGUUGGCGUUAAUUAUCCUCCUUGCUACGCGGGACUGCAGUCGUGGAGGACCUGCCAUUUUGGUAGGAUCUGGUGUUGUCUUGCUUUACAUUUCAGCAGGGCUUUCCUUAUGGUCAUUUGUAGUAUAUACGAGGGAAAUUUGCAAGGUGUUGCGGAGUCAACCAAGGUAAAGAAAAGAAGAAACAAAGAAAAAAAAAUGACGUGUGGAUUGAAUUGGAAGAAUCCAGGUUACUAGUCAUGCAGAUCGAAUUCCUAUCUACAUUUUGGAGCCCAUUAAAGUUUGCCACACGAGAAUUUUCACUAGAGGAAUUAUUGUAUGGUUGUUAUUGACUCUUAGAUUGGUUUUCUUCNGUCUAUNAUUUGACAAUACUUAAAUACAAAAGUUAUUUUUCAGUGUCUGGUCAUGUUUGAA
This is a messenger RNA of Vigna radiata var. radiata (mung bean), 3262 nucleotides long. Its product is annotated as CDP-diacylglycerol--glycerol-3-phosphate 3-phosphatidyltransferase 1, chloroplastic-like. Gene Ontology annotation, cellular component: chloroplast envelope; membrane. Gene Ontology annotation, biological process: glycerophospholipid biosynthetic process. NCBI's taxonomy places the organism in Eukaryota, Viridiplantae, Streptophyta, Magnoliopsida, Fabales, Fabaceae. The coding region runs from base 2397 to 3020 and encodes 207 amino acids. Gene Ontology annotation, molecular function: CDP-diacylglycerol-glycerol-3-phosphate 3-phosphatidyltransferase activity. The record is from RefSeq and is a predicted model, not a curated record. The transcript is spliced from 8 exons.